CCUUUGUCUCAUGUAAACAAACAUGGGAGGCAAGACGGUCGCUUAUUUCUAUGAUCCUGACGUCGGGAAUUUCCACUAUGGCCCUGGGCAUCCGAUGAAACCACACAGACUCUCCAUUACACACAGUCUUGUUUUACAUUAUGGGCUGUAUAAGAAGCUACAAAUCUACAGACCCUACAGAGCAAACUUCCAUGACAUGACAAGAUUUCAUUCUGAAGAAUACAUAGAUUUCCUUAUGCGUGUUUCUCCGCAAAAUGCUCAGAACUUCACAAAGAAUUUGGGGCAGUUUAAUAUGGCAGAUGACUGCCCAGUGUUUGAUGGCUUGUAUGACUUCUGCUCCAUGUACACUGGUGCCUCGUUAGAGGGAGCUGUCAAGCUGAACCACAAUUGUUGUGACAUUGCCGUCAAUUGGUCGGGAGGUUUGCAUCACGCCAAGAAAUUUGAAGCCUCAGGAUUCUGUUAUGUUAACGAUAUUGUAAUAGCCAUUCUAGAAAUGUUAAAGUAUCAUCCAAGAGUACUGUAUAUUGACAUAGACAUUCAUCAUGGCGACGGAGUACAAGAGGCUUUCUACCUCACAGACAGGGUUAUGACCGUUUCUUUCCACAAAUAUGGGAAUUAUUUCUUCCCAGGAACUGGUGACAUGUUUGAAAUUGGGCAUGAAAGUGGCAGAUAUUAUUCAGUGAAUGUGCCCUUAAAGGAGGGCAUUGAUGAUGCCAGCUACAUCCAGGUCUUCAAACCUGUCAUUGAAGGUGUGAUGGAGUUCUACCGUCCAACAGCCAUUGUUCUUCAGUGUGGUGCAGAUUCCCUCUCUGGAGACCGGCUUGGCUGCUUCUCACUCUCCACAAAAGGCCAUGGGUGUGUAUGGCAUGCUUUGUGUGUGAUUGUUUAUUUGUUUUUUUCUUGUUUGUUUUUGUAAGAAUUUAUGAGGUUU
This is a messenger RNA of Penaeus indicus, 931 nucleotides long. It is a transcript of the gene HDAC3, whose product is annotated as histone deacetylase 3-like. The transcript is spliced from 7 exons. The record is from RefSeq and is a predicted model, not a curated record. The coding region runs from base 23 to 916 and encodes 297 amino acids. Lineage: Eukaryota; Metazoa; Arthropoda; Malacostraca; Decapoda; Penaeidae. Gene Ontology annotation, cellular component: nucleus. Gene Ontology annotation, molecular function: histone deacetylase activity.